AUGCCUUUUGGCCUCACCAACGUCCCAGCCACCUUCCAACACUUUAUCAAAGAUCGGGUCCAUGACUACCUCGAUAUGUUCUGUACAGCCUACCUUGACGAUAUUCUCAUCUAUAGCGACACCGUCGAGGAACAUCAAGUACAUGUCGAGAAAGUCUUGGAGGCCCUACAAAGAAAUGGAGUACUGCUGAAAUCAGAGAAAUGCGAGUUUCUAUCACGGGACUAUAGGCGAUGGACUGUGGUGCCAAGGAAUACAACCUAG
Molecule: messenger RNA, 261 nt
Organism: Morchella sextelata
Lineage: Eukaryota; Fungi; Ascomycota; Pezizomycetes; Pezizales; Morchellaceae
Exons: 1
Coding region: 1-261 (86 amino acids)
Source: RefSeq, a predicted model, not a curated record